Molecule: messenger RNA, 1044 nt
Organism: Heterocephalus glaber (naked mole-rat)
Lineage: Eukaryota; Metazoa; Chordata; Mammalia; Rodentia; Bathyergidae
Gene: Calhm4
Product: calcium homeostasis modulator family member 4
Cellular component (GO): plasma membrane
Molecular function (GO): monoatomic cation channel activity
Source: RefSeq, a predicted model, not a curated record
AUGAGCCAGAAUCUCAGCAAUACUGUAUCUUCUCUAUGGAGAAGUGGGACAUUUAUCAAUUCCUUUAUUGCAGGUUGGACUGUUGGUGGGCAACAACUGUUCUCCUCUUAUAUAUUCAGAUGUCCCUGUCAGGUUGGGAGAAAUUUUUAUUAUGGUUCAGUUUUUCUUGUUGUUCCUGCCUUGGUCCUUCUGGUUGCUGGCUAUGCUUUAAGAGGCCAAAUGUGGACAUUUGCUAGCAACUACUGCUGCAGUUGCGGCCCUCUACAGCAGAGAAUCAGUCCCCUGGAGCACAGACUGGCUUGCCUUAGAUUCUUCAGCAUCACUGGCAGAGCCCUUGUUGCUCCGCUGACCUGGCUGGCAGUGACCCUGCUGAAAGGCACCUACUAUCAAUGUGCAAAAAGUGAGUUUACAUCUGUGGACCAUUACUCAGUGUUUGAUAAUGUCACUGCCAGCAAACGAGAAGAGCUGCUAGCUGGAUUGCCAUGUGACAGGCCAUCAGCUUCUUCUGACAUGAUCCUAGUAAGAGAUGAAGUAGCUCUUCUGCACAGAUACCAGUCACAAAUGCUGGGCUGGAUUUUGAUCAUCUUGACAACCACUGCUAUCCUAGUCUUCUGCUGUCUGGCCAGGUGCUAUUCUCUCUCGACUCUGCAGCAUCACUACUGGACCCACCAUCUAGAAAAUGAGAGAGAGCUCUUUAAACAGGCAGCAGAGGAGCACUCCUGGCUCCUCAUCAGGCAGUGCAUAAAGAAAUUAUUUGGCUUUGUUCCUGGGAGUGAAGAUAUUCAACAGAUCCGAAUCCCUUCGUGUCAGGACUGGAAAGAGAUUUCAGCACCCAGUCUUCUGUGCAUGGAAGAUGCCACACACGGUCUGUACAGCUCCCUUGGAGAUAGGGUGGUUGAAGAUAAUGAGGAAGAAAAAUUAGGAGGUAUUGAGUUAAAACCUUGACAACAUCACCUUUCACAAGUCAAGUUGCUUGGCAGGUACUUAAUUUUAUGAUGGGAUUUUUGAGGACAUUUCUAGAUUUUUCUUUUAUUUUUGAUAUUU